AUGGGCGGAGCUCGUGUGGCGGAUGAGGGAAGUGCGAGAGAGACACGCGAUGACAGUCCAGCCAGCCAGCUCGUAACCCCACCAGCGGCACAGGUGGUAACCCCAUCAGCCCCAGCAGCAGCGGCAACAGCAACAGCGCCAGUCAUAACAGUGCCAGCACCGUUUGUGACGGUGCCAGCGCGGGAGCUGGUGCCGGGGGACGUGGUGGAGGUGCGCGCAGGGGACCGCGUGGCAGCAGACAUGCGCAUUGUUGCGGUGGUGAGCGGUUGUGUGCGGCUCAAUGAGUCCACGCUCACGGGGGAGAGCGAGCCCCAGGUGAAGCAGACAGAACAGGUGGCGCAGAGGCGAGGAGGGGUGGAGGAAAGUCGGUGGGACGACAGCAGCAGCAGCAGCAGCAGCAGCAGCAGCAGCAGCAGCGACGAUCUGGCAGUCCAGUCAAAGGCCAACGCGGCGUUUGCUGUUAGUGGGAGCAGCGUGGAGGAGGGAGCAGCACAGCAGGCAGAUUGGGACAGCAGCAGCAGCAGCGACGACAGGGACGGCAGCAUCAGCAGCAGUGACGGCCUGGAGAUCCAGGCAAAAGCCAACAUGGCGUUUGCAGGAACGACUGCAGCAACCGGGUCAUUCAUGGGGGUGGUGGUGGCGACGGGCAUGGCGACAGAGGUGGGGCGCAUCCAGGCGCAGAUCACAGCGGCCGCAGCGGAGGAGGCGCCGUACGACACGCCGCUGUCGCGCCGCCUGGACGAGUUCUCGACCGCGCUGACCCAGGCCGUGGGCGCCAUGUGUGUGGUGCUGUGGGCGGUGAAUUUCGACCGGUUUGUGGCGUGGGACGCCGUGGGGCGGACUCUCGUGUUCAACGCUCAGCAGGCCACGUUCUACUUCAAGGUCAGCCGUGGGCCUGCCAGCGGUCAUGACCACGUGCCUGUCUGGCAUGACCACGUGCCUGUCUGGCAUGACCACGUGCCUGUCUGGCAUGACCACGUGCCUGUCUGGCAUGACCACGUGCCUGUCUGGCAUGACCACGUGCCUGUCUGGCAUGACCACGUGCCUGUCUGGCAUGACCACGUGCCUGUCUGGCAUGACCACGUGCCUGUCUGGCAUGACCACGUGCCUGUCUGGCAUGACCACGUGCCUGUCUGGCAUGACCACGUGCCUGUCUGGCAUGACCACGUGCCUGUCUGGCAUGACCACGUGCCUGUCUGGCAUGACCGCGUGCCUGUCUGGCAUGACCUCGUGCCUGUCUGGCAUGACCGCGUGCCUGUCUGGCAUGACCUCGUGCCUGUCUGGCAUGACCGCGUGCCUGUCUGGCAUGACCACGUGCCUGUCUGGCAUGACCACGUGCCUGUCUGGCAUGACCACGUGCCUGUCUGGCAUGACCACGUGCCUGUCUGGCAUGACCGCGUGCCUGUCUGGCAUGACCUCGUGCCUGUCUGGCAUGACCGCGUGCCUGUCUGGCAUGACCUCGUGCCUGUCUGGCAUGACCGCGUGCCUGUCUGGCAUGACCACGUGCCUGUCUGGCAUGACCACGUGCCUGUCUGGCAUGACCACGUGCCUGUCUGGCAUGACCACGUGCCUGAAGCAGUGGCGUUAGCAGUAGCAGCGAUCCCCGAGGGGCUGCCAGCAGUGAUCACCACAUGCCUGGCGCUGGGCACACGGCGCAUGGCAGACGCGCACGCUAUAGUCCGACGCUUGCCAUCCGUUGAGACGCUCGGGUGCACCACCGUGAUCUGCUCCGAUAAGACCGGCACGCUCACGACUAAUCAGAUGGCCGUUGCCAGCCUGGCGGUGCCACGUGGCGCUGACGGGGACGUGCGGUGGUAUGAUGUGUCGGGGACCACGUAUGACCCGGGGGAUGGGGAGGUGGUGGGGUGGAGAGGGGGAGGGCGAAGGGCAGGAGAGGGAGGAGGGGAAGGAGGAGGAGGAGGGGGAGGGGGAGGAGGUGAAUCUAUUUUGAUAGAGGGGGGUGUAAGUGAGGGGGGUGUAAGUGAGGGGGUUGCGAGUGAGAGGGGUGGCAGUGCGGAGGCGGGAGUGUGGAGUGUGGCGGCCAUCAGUGCACUGUGCAACGACAGCAGCAUCGCGGCCACCAAGGGGCGGUACGGCUGCUCUGGCAUGCCCACUGAGGCCGCUCUCAAGGUGAGGGGGCACUCAAGGUGGGUGCGCGAGGAGGUGAGGGACGGUGUGGUGGAGUCAGUCACAGUGAGUGUCAGUGAGGUGCUGGCGGAGAAGCUGGGCGUGCCGAGCGAUGAGCAGCAGGCGCGGAUAGAGGCGCCGCGCAGGGUGGGCGGGCCGCGGGGCGGCGACUGGGGAGGAGGAGAGCUCCCUCAGCAUGGCGAGCGCGUACUGGGAGCAGCGGUGGGCGCGCGUGUGCACUCUGGAGUGCUGGCGGAGAAGCUGGGCGUGCCGAGCGCAGAGCAGCAGGCACGGAUAGAGGCAUCUCGCAGGGCCGGUGGGGUGACAACUGGGGAGGAGGGCUCUCUAAGCCUCGCAAGCGCGUACUGGGAGCAGCGGUGGGCGCGCGUGUGCACUCUGGAGUUCGACCGCCUUCGCAAGUCCAUGAGCGUGAUUGUCACGCCCCUGGGGGGGCACGGCUUGCCCUUGCAGCAGCAGCGCGAGGCAGUUGGGGCGGGUGCGGCAGUAGGAGAGCCAGGAGGAGUGGGGAUGGGUGCGGUAGUGCGGGAGGGCGUGGCUGUAAUGGAGGAAAACAUGUUGGAGGGAAGAGGAGGGGGGAAGGGAGAGGAGGGGUUGUGCGGAGCAGGAAACAUGUUGCUGGUGAAGGGAGCAGCAGAGUGCGUGCUCAACCGCUGCUCCUCGCUGCAACUCCCCUCGGGCACCAUCGUCCCCCUCUCCCCCUCCGCGCGCACCCGCCUGACCCACAGCAUUGCAGCCAUGGCCUCUCAGGGCCUGCGCGUGCUGGCCUUCGCCUUCCGACACAACCUCCCCCCUGCCCUUGCAGGCUUGGAGGCGCCUCAAAAGUCGCUCGCCUUUCGCGACAACCUCCCCCCUGCUCUUGCAGGCUUGGGCUUGAAGACCGGGCGGGAUGGGGGCGAGGGAAGCAGGGCAGUGGGUGACGGGACCAGGGAAGAAGCGCAGGGGAGGGGAGGGGAGUUGGGGGAUGAGGUGCAGGGGAGUGGGGAGGGGUGGAGUGAGGAGGUGCGGCGGUGGGUGGAGGAUGGGAGUCGGUACGAGGAGCUAGAGAGCGAGCUCACGUUCGUGGGGCUGGUGGGGAUUCGAGACCCGCCCAGGCCUGAGGUGCCGGGGGCCAUAGCGGCGUGCACGAGUGCGGGCAUGCGCGUGAUUGUGAUCACUGGUGACUCGGGGGCCACUGCUGAUGCUGUUGCACGGCAGAUUGGUCUGUUUGGGGGUGGUGGUGGUGGUGGUGGGGAGAGACACGGUGACAUGCAUAGCGUAACGGAUCCGGCCCGGCAUUCGUACGCGGCAGCGGAGUUUGUUCGGCUGCCGGAAGAGGAGCAGCUGAGGAUCCUGGGAGGGCGGCCAGAGAGGACACAAGGUGCACGUGCAGGGGGGGAGAGAGGCGCGGAUAGAAGUAGUGGAGGGGCGAGGGGUGGUAAUCUGGUGUUCUGGCGGGCGGAGCCGGCACACAAGCAGGCGAUCGUGAGGGCGCUGCGGGCGCAGGGCGAGGUGGUGGCCAUGACGGGCGAUGGCGUGAACGAUGCUCCCGCGCUCAAGCUGGCUGACAUUGGCAUCGCCAUGGGGGCUACAGGGACAGAGGUGGCCAAGGAGGCAGCGGACAUGGUCCUAGCAGACGACAACUUCGCCACCAUAGUGGAGGCAGUGCGGGAGGGGCGCGCCAUAUUCGACAACAUGCGCGCGUUCAUCCGCUACCUCAUCUCCUCCAACAUCGGCGAGGUCGUCGCCAUCUUCGCCGCGUCCCUGCUCGGCCUGCCCUCCUCCUCCUUCCUCCUCCCCGUGCAACUCCUCUGGGUCAACCUCGUGGGGGACGGAGCUCCGGCGGUGGCGUUGGGGUUUACGCCGCCGGAGGCUGAUGUGAUGGCACGGCCGCCCAGGGAGAGGGACCAGGGGCUCGUGUCGCCGUGGGUGCUGGUGCGGUUUGGGGUGCUGGGGGCGUAUAUCGGUGCUGCGACCGUUGGGGUGUUUUCUGUGUGGUUUUUGAAUGGGGAGGUGGUGGGAGGGGGUGGUGGAGGGGUGGAGAUGGGGUUGGGGACGGUGGAGGAGAGUGUGGUGGGGACGGGGAUGGGGGGCGGAAAUGGAGGGUGGUUUGCACCGUUUGGGUUGGACAAGGAUGGGCAUUCGGCUGUGACGUGGGAGCAGCUGUCCCACUCCCGAACCUGCUCUGUCUGGUCCGUGCCUGCUGCUACUCUCACCGCCCCUCCUCUUGUAGACCCACCAGCAACCGCAGCAGCAGCAGUACGAGCAGGAGUAGGCUCACCCGCACCUGCCCCAGCACCAGAAUCUCCCUUCAACCCGCAUCUCUCCUACACAGUAGCAGGCGGCGGCGUCGUCUCCUUCCCAACCCCAUGCGACUACUUCACUCACGGCACCACCAAGCCAUCUACCCUCGCGCUCACCACGCUUGUCACUAUCGAGAUGCUGCUCGCCCUCAGCUCCGUCUCCGAGUACCGCAGUUUGCUGCAAUCUCCACCGUGGAUCAACAAGUGGCUCAUCCUGGCCGUUGGUGCGUCCAUGGGGCUCCACGUGGCGCUGCUGUACUCGCCGCUGGCGGGCGUGUUUGAGGUGGUGCCGCUGACGUGGCAGGAGUGGGCGCUGGUGGUGGUGUUCUCGCUGCCCGUGCUGCUCGUGGACGAGGGCCUCAAGCUGGUGGGCAGACAAAUCUUUGCACGGCAGAGGGGAGGGGUCAGAUAG
Molecule: messenger RNA, 4839 nt
Organism: Closterium sp. NIES-65
Lineage: Eukaryota; Viridiplantae; Streptophyta; Zygnematophyceae; Desmidiales; Closteriaceae
Source: the annotation of a GenBank genome assembly